Messenger RNA from Molossus molossus (Pallas's mastiff bat), 1841 nucleotides. RefSeq names its product small nuclear ribonucleoprotein U11/U12 subunit 48 (gene SNRNP48). Bases 31 to 1050 code for a protein of 339 amino acids. The transcript is spliced from 9 exons. NCBI's taxonomy places the organism in Eukaryota, Metazoa, Chordata, Mammalia, Chiroptera, Molossidae. The record is from RefSeq and is a predicted model, not a curated record. Gene Ontology annotation, cellular component: U12-type spliceosomal complex; nucleoplasm; cytosol.
CAGUUUCCCCUUGGCGGGCCGGGUGCGGCCAUGGAGGGCGACCCUCCUCCGGUGGAGGAGCGGCGGCGGCUGCGAGAGGAGCUGACCGAGUUCGUGGAGAGCUGCUGUCGGACACUGGAGGAGGUGACGUCUUCCCUGGGCUGGAGCCUGGAUCGGCUGGAGCCCGGGGAGGAGGAGGCGGCAGAGGAUGAAGUUGUGAUAUGUCCUUAUGAUUCCAAUCAUCACAUGCCUAAAUCAUCUUUAGCAAAGCACAUGGUAUCGUGUAGAUUGAGAAAACUGGGCUAUACCAAAGAAGAAGAGGAUAAAAUGUAUAAUUCUGAAUUUUUCUAUGAGAAUGUGAAGAUACCUUCAAUCACUUUGAAUAAAGACUCACAAUUCCAGAUAAUUAAACAAGCUAGAACUGCAGUUGGAAAAGAUGGUGAUUGUUAUAAUCAAAGAAUUUAUUCUUCAUUACCUGUUGAAGUUCCUCUGAAUCACAAACGAUUUGUUUGUGAUCUGACCCAAGCUGAUCGUCUUGCCCUCUAUGAUUUUGUAAUUGAGGAGACAAAGAAAAAGCGCUCUGAUUCUCAAAUUAUCGAAAAUGACAGUGAUCUCUUUGUAGACUUGGCUGCAAAAGUCAAUCAAGAUAAUAGUCGAAAAAGUCCAAAAUCUUACCUUGAAAUCCUGGCAGAAGUGAGGGAUUAUAAAAGGAGACGUCAGUCCUAUAGAGCUAAGAAUGUUCACAUAACCAAGAAGUCAUAUACUGAGGUGAUUCGGGAUGUGAUAAAUGUACACAUGGAAGAACUCAGUCAUCACUGGCAAGAAGAGCAGGAAAAAGCAGAGGAUGGUGCUGAAAAGAGUGAAGAAAGGCGAUCCGCUUCCGUAGAUUCACGGCAGUCUGGUGGAAGCUAUUUGGAUGCUGAAUGUUCACGACAUAGAAGGGAUCGGAGUAGGAGCCCACACAAACGAAAAAGAAAUAAAGAUAAAGAUAAAAACUGGGACUCAAGAAGAAGGAAGGAGAGGGAUGGAGAAAGACAUCAUAGUCAUAAAAGAAGAAAGCAAAAAGUGUAAAUGAAGUAUCCAUGCAUGUAUUAAUUAUGCUGAUGUCAUGAUAACCAGUAUGCUGAUAUUUUUACUACAAUUGCUUUGAGUAGGAGAGUGUGUUUAUGUGACCUGUUCAGUGCUCAAAUCAUUACUUUUAAGUGCUAAUGUUUCAAACCAUGAGUACACUGUUAUGCCUUAUAAUUUUGUUUUCCAUAUAUUUUAAUAGAUGAUUGCUUCCUAUUACUGAUUUUUUUUGAUAAUUUAUGCAUCAGAAAAUUCUUUAAAAUCCGUACUUAAAUUAUAUAAAUAAUAACACAUAUGUAUUCUCAUUUUAAAAAAUUAAAACUUACAGAACACCCGUCUGCCAUCCCUAUGGCCACCCCUGUGGUAACUACUAUUCACCACAACACUGGUGAGUUGUAAUAGGAAAAAAGAACCUAAAUAUCUGCCAGGAGUGGGAAGGCCUGGCUAAAUAAAAUGCACUAUAGUCAUUUAAUAGAGUAUUUAUAUUGGAUUUAAAAGAAGUAAAUGUUAUAUGUUAACAGGGAUAGAUCUCAGAAGCAUAAUGUUAAGCGACAACUGCAAGUUGCAGAAAGAUAAUGUACCAGUAAAUCUUUCUACAAAACAAUGCUGUAUGUUUUCAGUGGCUAUAGACAUAUGUAAAUAUAUUUUUAAAGGUGCAAAAGAACCCAUACCAAACUCACAACGGUGAUUAUUUGGGGAGACAGUAGAAAUGGGAGAGAUUCGGUGGCAGCAAGGACUGGGAGGCAGGUCAAAGGGAACUUUAGCUUCAUUCAUUAUACACUAAUUUUUUAAGA